This is a messenger RNA of Poecilia reticulata (guppy), 3024 nucleotides long. Lineage: Eukaryota; Metazoa; Chordata; Actinopteri; Cyprinodontiformes; Poeciliidae. The record is from RefSeq and is a predicted model, not a curated record.
UAGCUUUUGGAGCCCAUCUUUAAUAACAGGGUCGUAUCGAGACAGAAGACAAUUGCAAUAACUGUUAUUUUUCUGUAUUUUGUUAUCCGUAAUCUUUCCUCUUGAAGCACCCAGAGGGAACGCAGCACAUGUUUAACAAACACAGUAUGACAGUGAGCUAACACCUGAAAAACAUAGAUGACACACCCAGUGGCUUAAGCCAGACAUCUUUAACACCUUAGAAUUACAGCUGAUGCUCAUUCAGGCUCUGGUCGGCUCCCGUUGUUUCUCUUAGGCUUGAUGUUUUUUUUUUCUUUUUACCGGCCUGUGAAACAUAACAACAUAUCAAAGGAAAAUGGUCGGGAAGUCCCUGAUUGCUGGUGUGGUGGUCCUUCUGGUGGCCACCGUGAGCCUGUUCUUGGGGGUCUUCAUGGGCUUAGGGAGGAAAAACGCGCCUCCCCCCUCAGACUACUUCUACUCAAAGGCCGCCGUGGCUGCUGAUGCAGGAAAGUGCUCAGAAGUGGGGAGGGACAUUUUGAAGAGAAAUGGCUCAGCUGUGGACGCUUCCAUCGCCGCCCUGCUAUGUGUCGGCCUUUUGAAUGCCCACAGCAUGGGCAUCGGGGGAGGGCUCUACUUUAUAAUAUAUAAUGCUUCCACAGGGAUGGUGGAAACAAUAGAUGCGAGGGAGACAGCGCCCAUGAACGCCACUGAAGACAUGUUUGGCAACAACACCAAACUCUCUCGCACAGGUGGAUUAUCUGUAGCGAUACCAGGAGAGAUCCGAGGUUACGAGAUGGCACACAAACGGCAUGGCAGGCUUCCCUGGAAGGAGCUGUUUGAGCCCAGCAUUGCUCUGGCCCGUGACGGUUUCCCCAUCGGGAAGGCUCUGGCUCACGCCAUCUUUAAGAGCAAAGAAUCCAUUCAAGGAGACGCCAACAUGUGUGAGGUGUUCUGUGAUUCUGAAAAGAGAAUCCUGAAAGAAAAUGAUAUUGUUAAAUUCCCAAAGCUGGCUGAGACGUAUCAGAGGAUAGCGGACGAGGGACCUGAUGUAUUUUAUAACGGGACCAUGGCACAAAGCAUCGUCGAGGACAUCCAGGCGGCAGGUGGCAUCAUCACGCUCGAUGACUUGCUGGAGUACCAGCCUGUGCUGAACGAGAACCCUCUGAAGCUGAACGUCGGGGAAUACACCAUCCAUGUUCCAGACGCCCCCUCCAGCGGGCCAGUGCUGGCGCUCAUUCUCAACAUAGUGGAUGGGUACAACUUCACGGACACAAGUGUCUCAACAGCCGAGAAAAAAACUCUGACCUACCAUCGCAUCGUCGAGGCUUUUCGCUUCGCCUACGCCAAGAGAAGCAGACUGGGCGACCCGCGGUACCUCAACAUUACUGACCUGAUAAACAACAUGACCUCAGACUACUUUGCUGACGGCAUACGGAGUAAAAUUACGGAUGACACAACCCACCCGGAUAACUACUAUGAGCCUGAGUAUUUUGUUCCAGAAAACCACGGCACAGCUCACCUGUCUGUCAUAGCCGAGGACGGGAGUGCCGUCGCUGCCACCAGCACCAUUAAUCUAUACUUUGGGUCUAAAGUCAUGUCUCGGUCCACGGGAAUCAUUUUCAACGAUGAAAUGGACGACUUCAGCUCUCCGUACAUGACCAAUGGAUUUGGGAUCCCGCCGUCGCCCAACAACUUCAUACAGCCAGGUAAAAGACCUCUGUCCUCAAUGUGCCCAACAAUCAUCUUUGACAAAGACAACAGAGUGAAGAUGGUUGUAGGAGCAUCUGGAGGCACAAAAAUCACCACGGCUACUGCUCUGGUUAUCCUCAACUCCCUUUUCUUCAACUAUGACCUAAAGAAAGCAGUGAUGGAGCCGCGAGUUCAUAAUCAGCUCAACCCCAACAUGACGGUGGUGGAGCAGGGCUUCGAAAAGAGCGUCCUGGAGGGGCUGGAACAGAAGAACCAUGUGACCCAAACACUGAGAACUCCAGACUCCGUGGUCCAAGCCGUGGUUCGGCAGGGAGAGCGUCUCUGCGCGGAGUCCGACCCCCGGAAAGGAGGCUAUCCAGCCGGAUACUGAGCCUGUCCGGUUUCCCUCAGUGAUCAGUUUCCACAUAAACUCUGACAGAAACAGAAAACUUACGGAAACUGCACCGAGGAUUGAAGCUAUGUCUACACUAGAGACGCCUCUCCUCCGCUGCCGAAACAUGGGAACUGACUCAAUCCUACCACCUGAUUUUCGGCAAAACUUCUUAUAUAAAUUAUUAUUUUUUUGUGUUUUAAAGUAAGAUGUCGUGGCUAGCAUAACUCUAGGAUGCUGGUCAGGAAAAUAAAUUUUAGGGAUUUAAGCAGAAGCCAAAGGUUCCAACUGGAUCUAUUUUCAGCCGGACAAUCACUCAUGUAACAACGCAGCUAUAUUUCCAACGAACGCCUGACGAAACCAUGUCAACUUUUGGUAAGUUGUCAUUGCGGCGUUUUGACCUGUUUUGUAAUAAUAAUAAUAAAAAGUAAUUAUACUGUAACUUAUGACACAUUGUCUGGAAAAGAGGACUACAGGUAAACUCUGCAGCGCUAGCAGGUCUGAUAAGUCCAGCGCGAGGACGUCUCAGGUGGUUCCGCCUUGAACCAAACCGGAAGCUCCACGUGUUGUUUUAACUCGACAGUGAAGCUGUUAUUUCUUCAUGUUUAAUAUCGUUAAGAGGUUAAGUGAAUGUAUAGCAUCUUCCGAAAUAAGAAAACAUUUGCAGAUAUAUUUUUCUAAACAUGCAUUGUUCCUAUGCUAUGUUUUGUUGCCAUGCUUGUUAUUAAAACAUUGAGAAACAGAAAUAUGUAUCUCCUGUGAGAACUGAAGGAAAACGGAAACUGCAUUUCACACUGAAGGCAUCAUUAUGGGACAGAGAGGUUUGAGACAUUAACGUUUCCAAAAAGGUUUACAGGGCCUCCAUGAAGUUUCCAUACAAAAUUUCUAUGCUCUUCAGUUUUAAUGUUAUUAUAGACAUUUUCCAAAUUGGGUUUUAUAUUUAUUUAAACUCCAAGUCAAAUAAU